AUGUUUCCCACUAUCCUCCGGGAUCCUGAUGCAGCCAAAAAGUUGUUUGAGACUAUCAUCGACUCUCCUAAUGGCCGCCGCUCCAUGUCACGCCUUGCGCGGACCUGUAGAGCUAUGUGCGAGCCCGCUUUGAAUGUACUAUGGAGGGAACUGGACUCCUUACUUCCAAUUAUUUCGCUAUUUCCCAACACCCUGAUGAAGAGAGCCCGCCGACCUGGGCUUGGUUUGGCCAAGGCACCCAAUGCCGAGGACUGGAGCCGAGUUCUCGCCUAUGGUGAACGUGUACGCCGUAUUGCGUAUAUUGAGUCCUCCCCCAGCGUCUCUCCAUCUAUCUUCGCAAUCAUCGCGGAGAACCGACCCGUACAAUACAUCCUUCCUCACUUGCAGCAGCUCAUCUGGCGUGUGGAUACUGCUGCUGGUCUGCAACGCUGCACUAUUUUCCUGAACCCAGAGCUUCAAAGUCUGGUUUUGGAGGUCAGCACGAGGAUCCCACAGCUUGCCACUUUCCUUGCGGAGCCAACGAGCCUUCCCGACACAUUCACUGAUAUUUUGAGGUCUCACAACACAUUGGAAAACGUUGGGCAAUGGGCUGCAUCUUUGCCUAUGUUGCGUGUCCUCGAACUUGAUCUUACUGGCCGGUCUGUCAUCGCAGUUGAAGGCUUCUUUGACGACAUUGUCGCUUCGGGAGCUUCCACUCCCAGUGAUGCGUCGUCAGACAGUGACUUCACGGAAAUUCGCAAGUCAUCCUUGCGCUUGACCGGUGACCUGCGCUCGGGUGGCCUAUCAUUGACUGGAGAGGUUGCAAACAUCGCGGUCAAUCUUACGCAUCUGGAGCUCGACCUCUCUGGUCUGAUCUGCGAGCGCUUCAGCAAGUCGCUCCUCUCGUUGCGUAUUAACGCAACAGGCUCAUCCCGUUUCAAUGAACUUGUGAGAUCAACGUCUCGAGGUGGAGACCCACCUUCCCGUCACCUUCCCCUCCAGCAUUUCACCUCGCUUCCAUCUUUGCUCCAAUCAGCUGUAGCCCAGGCAUGUCCCAACAUCGAGACCCUCCGGCUCUGCCCUAUGGCACAAGGUGUUGCGCGACUACAGACGCUUGCACUCUCCGAGGAGACAUUUAACUCCCUCGAUGUAUCCUCGCGGUCACUUCUCCGCCUACACGUGGGUCACUCCGUCGUCAACGACCCUCUUCAGACAACCAUUCUUCUCAGUCACCUUGCGCCCUAUUUGGAGACAAUAAAGUGGUUCCAUGAGAAGAACCGUCCCGGAUAUAAGGUUUCGGACUGGCUGCCACACAUGCAAGGCAUGCGCUUGAUGGAGAGGGCUAGGGCUCCCGAGACCCGGGAACAGAGUAUUGACGCCACUUCUCUGCAGGCCAAGCCUCGUUUGGUUCAGCGCCAUGUCCAGGUGUCGCCCAAACUGCCAGAGUUGGUCUCAAUGUCCAUUGAUGCCACACCGUCAAUCAUGGAUACAGGCGUCGAUGCUACUCCGGCGGUCUUACAUCAGUCCGUCUCCGUUCGGCCUAACAUGAUCUCCACCGAAGUCGAUGCAUCGGUUCACACGGAGACCAAAGCUAUCAGCGCCAUCCAAGCGCUACCCUUUGAAGAAUCCAGCUCAGCUAAAUAUGCCGACCCCGUCUAUGCCUUCCCUUCCGUCAUCCCUGCAGUCCUUGCUGGACUGCUUACCUUCGCAUGUCGUAUUCUCACGUCUUACCCUCUCACGAUCCCUAUGCAUAUGCUCGACAAAUCUCUCUCCAUACUCCAUGCUCAACCAAAAGAAGGGGACGAUUCGUCCUCAGAAAAACAUGAACUCAGGCCUUCUCCUGCACACUCGGUUUCAUCAUCGACGUCGGAGCUCCUGGAUCAUGAUAUUCCUCCUGUUUGUCUAUGA
Messenger RNA from Suillus fuscotomentosus, 1887 nucleotides. RefSeq lists its product as uncharacterized. NCBI's taxonomy places the organism in Eukaryota, Fungi, Basidiomycota, Agaricomycetes, Boletales, Suillaceae. The record is from RefSeq and is a predicted model, not a curated record. The coding region runs from base 1 to 1887 and encodes 628 amino acids. The transcript has 17 exons.